Entamoeba invadens IP1 is the source of this 663-nucleotide messenger RNA. RefSeq lists its product as hypothetical. Bases 1 to 663 code for a protein of 220 amino acids. The transcript has a single exon. NCBI's taxonomy places the organism in Eukaryota, Evosea, Mastigamoebida, Endamoebidae. The record is from RefSeq and is a predicted model, not a curated record.
AUGUCUUUCAUGUACAAGUACCCAAGCAGUUUCUGUGUCGAGGUCUACGGCCAGACCAAGCUGGAAAAGCGCAAACAAGACGAGAUGAAGUACACACAAAAGAAGAGAGAAAUGCGAGACCUUGAGUCAUACCAACAAGCACUUCUGCUUGCUCUUCUCAACACGAAUUUUGGCUUUUCAAUCGAGCACCCCGGAAAGAAGUCGAAAGUGACGGCGACAUCCCCACGACUCGUCUCGCUCUUUUCUGGCAACGAAGAAAUUGAAUUGGGAAAAGUGGCUAAAGAACAGUGCGAACUGGUGAUGGAGGAAGAAAUAAAAAAGGGUCUUGGACAAGCUACUGCUUUAAGACGGUUUGAGAAGAACAAAAGAGUGUUCACACAAAAUUUACUCUUUGACAUCUGCUCAGAGGUCGGGUUUUACCUCGAGAGUAAGCCGUCGAGAAAGUCGAAAAAGUCAAAACAAAUUGAACGAAUAAGAAAGAUCGGGAUCAACGGGAAGACAGUCUUCACACAAGACGACAUAGUUCUCAUUGGAAAAAAACUGAACGAAAUCCUCAUACAAAAAAUAGUGAAGGAGAAAAAGUGCGUUUUUGCUGCGGGGGAGUUCAACGUCUUCAACGCGUUCAAAAAGGAGAAGGCAGAAAGAAAAAACAAUUCUUGUUAA